Molecule: messenger RNA, 3672 nt
Organism: Lathyrus oleraceus (garden pea)
Lineage: Eukaryota; Viridiplantae; Streptophyta; Magnoliopsida; Fabales; Fabaceae
Exons: 14
Coding region: 106-3336 (1076 amino acids)
Biological process (GO): regulation of cell cycle
Cellular component (GO): nucleus
Molecular function (GO): protein binding
Source: RefSeq, a predicted model, not a curated record
UCGAAGCGGCAGAUGGAGGGAGGGAAACAUUUAUAUGUACCCUUCCCCGCCAUUUACAAAUAUAUUUCACCCUCUCAGAUACUCUGAAAUUCUCCAUCUUCUUCAAUGGUGAGGUCUAGAACCGCUGCAAACCCCUCCGCACCUACAGAUACCGAACCGGAAAAUCCCUAUAACCUCGAAGUCAUCUCAAUCGGCUCACUCUACAAUGGACCAUGGGUCAAGAAGUACUGGAGCAGUUCUAGGGGAAAAGGUCGAUAUCCAUAUCCCGUUGGCUACCAAGUUGCUAGAGCUCACAAUGGGACCACUAUUAACAUGGAAAUUCUCGAGGGCGUUAACGGGCCUAAAUUUUUGAUUUCUUCUUCUGAUGGGAAUUCAGCUUCUGGGAAAACUCCACAAUUUGCUUGGCUGGAAUUUCAGAAGAAAGAACGCACCCGCAUCAAGAUUUUGCAUCGCAACAGACUUUCCCCUAAAAUGGAUGCCUUAGAGCUUUUUGGAUUCAAAAACCAGAUUAUUCUGAGGCUGCUUCGCCGACUAGUGGCAGAUAUACAUAGAGUAGCUGAACAAAGCCCAAGUUUGCUGCUGAAAGCAGAAGAUGACAAAGUGACGCAGUCACGUUCUAAAGAGUCUCAGGGCUGUAUUGACAUUGAUCUUUGGGCUCCCGAUACACAAGAUUUACAAGAAAAAAUCUCUGAUUCUGUUCCAAGUAAUCUGGCUAAGAAUAAUGACAGUGAACCAACAUGUGAGGCCGUCUCUGAAGAUUUGUUAAAUUCAAAACAUGAGGAAGUGCUAAAGUCUGAUUCAAAUAUAAGCCUGGAGAAAGAUUAUUUUAAUUCAGCUGGCAAGGAUGUGGCAAAGUCAAUGAUGUCACUUCUGCUUCCUCAAGCAGUUCCCUUACUAAUGAAUAACUCAACAGAUGAGAAGUUCACACUUAUACCUUUAGAUAUACUGCCUUCUAAAGAAGAACAGAAUGAAGUUGGAUGUGUUUUGGAUGUACCAUCAUCUGAUAAAAUGGUAACAGAGGAUGCAUAUGAGGAACAAAAUGGAAAGGUACAUAAGCCAGAUGCUCACCUACUUUCAAAUUCUUCUAAUACUGUUCACAUGAAGUCUACUGUCCUUGAUAGUUUUGAGUAUAGUCAAUGCGAGGGUCUCAAAAACUCAGAAGUCUUGUCUUUUGAUAUUGCGGAAGUUGGUAGAUCUAGUUUCAGUAAAGAAAUGUGUUGUGUGAAAAGUCAAGAACAGCUUUGUGGUGAUUUGCCGAAAGGACCAUCCUCAUGCUGUGCUUCAGAGGUGGACUUUAAAAACAGGCCUCAUGAUUAUGAUUUAUGUAUUCCUGAUUCUGUUCUGGAUGACAUGUCUCCUCCUGAUGUAUGUGUUCCUGAUUCUGAUCUGGACGACAAGUCUCCUCCCGGUGUAUGUGUUCCUGAUUCUGAUCUGGACGACAUGUCUCCUCCCGGUGUAUGUGUUCCUGAUUCUGAUCUGGACGACACGUCUCCUCCCGAUGUAUGUGUUCCUGAUUCUGAUCUGGACGAGUCUCCAGCACAUGAUAGUUUCAAGUCAGUGCAAAAUGACCUUCCAGUUGCUCAGGAUUUUACUGGAGAAAAGAUGCAAGAUGAAGCUGUUGGUAAAAUAGGCAAUGCUAAAACAUUGGCGAUAUCUUCUUCUCAGUCACCAAAUUUCGUAUACACCAGAAGAAAGAGGCAAAAUUCUGUUACCCUCCAAAGAAAUUAUUCCGCCAUGGAGAGUACAGAAUGUGACAAGACUGAACUAGUUACUACUCCUCAAAUGCAUACUGCCCACGACAGUGUCCCUCCAUCAAAAACCAUUCAAGCAAAAAAUGAUAAACUAUGCAAACCAGAUGAUUCUGCAGGAUUGAUAUUAGAAAAACCUGAAGUUCAUAGUGACGUUCCAGAUGUACAAAACAACCCAGCAGAACUAAACCUUUCUUCUCAAAAUCCAAACCCGUUUUCCUGUGAAAAUAAGUGCUCUGGUGGCAAGGAGGCUCAAUUUAUUUCAGAACCAAUGGUCCAAAGAAGUCAGAAACUCAAGAAUAAUCUGAAUGGCAAUGUAAAGUUUGUGGGGCGCUACAUGCACCCAAUGCCUGUUUCAUCAUUACUUUUAAAAACAGUUGAAGAUGAAAUCCACGUUUGUGUUUUAUGCGGCCUUCUGACAGAUCAGCACAGAACUCUGUUUACCUACAAGGUAGCUAUCAAGGAACUAAAUUUCGGUUGCCCCUCUGUCAUGGCUCACACCCCGAUAAUGUUGCCAGAUCCAUAUAACUUCAUGAGAGAAACUAUGGUGGAAAGGACUGGGGUGGAGUUGACUCCUGAUGGACAGUUUAUUGUCUUAAUAGGCAGCAUAAAAACCCCCAAUUGCAGGGAAAGAAAAAUUGAUUGUUGUUGCUCAACAUGCACUUCAAUCUGCUCGAAGAAGAAUGGUUUGAAGAUUGUUCAUGUAGAAAGUGGUUAUGUAUCAGUUGUGGCAACACUGGAAGCUGUUGAAGACUUGCAUUGUAUUUUGGUUUGUGAACCUAACCGACUUGUUUCUGUUGGAGGGAGUGGGAGUGUACAAGUGUGGGUCAUGAAUUCAACAUGGAGUGAAAAGAUAGAGUACUUCAUCCUUCCGUCUGUUGGUUCCAUGUCCCCUGGCAUUGUGGAAUUGAAGAGGGUCCCCAAGUGUGCUCAUUUGGUUGUAGGUCGAAACGUUUAUGGGGAUUUUAGUUUAUGGGAUAUUACAAAACUCAAUUGUGUUUCAAGCUUCUCUGCUUCAAAAUAUCCAAUUAAUGAGUUCUUUCCAAUAAGCUUGUUCCAUUUGCAAACAAAAGGCUUGGGAUUGAGCUAUGCUAGCAUGGAGGAGAUGGCUGAAAAACUUUUAGAAGCAUCCAAUUUCUGGCACUCGAAGCAAAGAGAGACCUGCGUGUAUCUCCCAACCGAAGAUAUUGCCAUGUGGUUUCUUGUCUCGACUCCCUCGGACUUUGAUUGUUGCCAGGAUCAUGUUUCAACUUCAAUUCAUCAUGAUGUACAUACAGCUAGAAGUUGGAGGCUUGCUCUUUUGAUGGAAAAUAGCAUUGCUUUUGGAAGUCCCUUGGAUCCUAGGACAACUGGUGUUGGUGUCUCUGGUGGUUACGGAAUCAUGAGCACAAGUGAUGGUGUGGUAUAUAUGUGGGAUUUGUCUAGAGGGUCCAAGCUUGAUACUCUGCACCAUUUCCAGGAUGACACUAUCACAAGUAUUGUUACGGAUGAUUUGAAUUCAAAUUCAACAAGUGUUAUGGGUGUCGCUGGGGGAGGAGGCCAACUGCUGCUUUAUUUACAUCUUCGUGAUCGGGACUCAAAUGAGUAGAGACAAUGCACAGGCACAGAGAUGGAGUCUGAUGCAGUGGUGAUGUGUUUUCAUCAUCAAACACAGCGGUUUGAAUCUAGUUUGUACAAAAAUACAAUUGAAAGCCUAAAUUGUUGUAAAAAUGUUUUGAUCCAAUGAAAUAUAAUUACAUAGAUAACACGACUUCCCUUUUCUCCGGCCCGGCUUUGAUAACUCUGAAAAUAAGCUGUUGUAAAUAUAUAUAUUUAUAUCAACAACCAAACUUUAUCCUAUUGGUUACAUGAAUCAAAUUAUCUCAUAAUGUAAUGUUGAAUUUGUAAAUUUUGAUAUAUUUCUUAAUAGUUUCUCUUAUAAUUU